UUGAGGAAGGCGGUGAUGGACCACAUCUCAGACUCGUUCCUGGAGACCAACGUGCCGCUGCUGGUGCUCAUCGAGGCGGCCAAGAGUGGCAACGAGAAGGAGGUCAAGGAGUACGCGCAGGUGUUCCGCGAGCACGCCAACAAGCUGGUCGAGGUGGCUAACCUGGCCUGCUCCAUCUCCAACAACGAGGAGGGUGUGAAGCUGGUUCGCAUGGCUGCCACCCAGAUCGACAGCCUCUGCCCACAGGUGAUCAACGCGGCCCUCACCCUGGCUGCUCGGCCCCAGAGCAAGGUUGCCCAGGACAACAUGGAUGUGUUCAAGGACCAAUGGGAGAAGCAGGUGCGCAUCCUCACUGAGGCCGUCGAUGAUAUCACUUCCGUGGAUGACUUCCURUCCGUGUCAGAAAACCACAUUCUGGAGGACGUGAACAAGUGCGUGAUCGCCCUGCAAGAGGGUGACGUGGACACCCUGGACCGCACGGCGGGCGCCAUCAGGGGCCGGGCGGCCCGCGUCGUUCACAUCAUCAACGCGGAGAUGGAGAACUACGAGCCAGGCGUUUACACCGAGCGCGUUCUGGAGUCUAUCAAGCUGCUGUCUGAGACCGUCAUGCCCCGUUUCGCUGAACAAGUGGAGGUGGCCAUCGAGGCACUGAGCACAAACCCCCCACAGACCUUCGAGGAGAACGAGUUCAUCGACGCGUCCCGCCUGGUCUACGACGGUGUGCGUGACAUCCGGAAAGCCGUUCUUAUGAUCAGGACACCUGAGGAGCUGGAGGAUGACUCAGACUUUGAGCAGGAGGACUACGACGCCCGCAGCAGGACCAGCGUCCAGACAGAGGAUGACCAGCUCAUCGCCGGACAGAGCGCCAGGGCCAUCAUGGCCCAGCUGCCUCAGGAGGAGAAGGCGAAGAUCGCCGAGCAGGUGGAGAGCUUCCGGCAGGAGAAGUGCAAGCUGGACGCCGAAGUGGCCAAGUGGGACGACAAUGGCAACGACAUCAUCGUCCUUGCCAAGCAGAUGUGCAUGAUCAUGAUGGAGAUGACAGACUUCACCAGAGGCAAAGGGCCCCUGAAGAACUCCUCUGAUGUCAUCAACGCCGCCAAGAAGAUUGCAGAGGCAGGCUCCAGGAUGGACAAACUAGCCCGCGCUGUCGCCGACCAGUGCCCUGACUCGGCCUGCAAGCAGGACCUGCUGGCCUACCUGCAGAGAAUCGCCCUGUACUGCCACCAGCUCAACAUCUGUAGCAAGGUCAAGGCCGAGGUCCAGAACCUGGGAGGAGAGCUCAUCGUCUCUGGGCUGGACAGCGCCACCUCCCUGAUCCAGGCGGCCAAGAACUUGAUGAACGCUGUGGUGCUCACAGUCAAGGCCAGCUACGUGGCGUCCACCAAGUACGCCAAGGUGUACGGCGCCGCCGCCGUCAACUCGCCUGUGGUCAGCUGGCGCAUGAAGGCGCCCGAGAAGAAGCCCUUGGUGAAGCGGGAGAAGCCCGAGGAGUGCCAGACCCGCGUUCGACGGGGCUCGCAGAAGAAGCACAUCUCGCCCGUCCAGGCCCUCAGCGAGUUCAAGGCCAUGGACUCCUUCUAAAGACGUCCGCCGCCACGACGUAUGUCAAUGAAACCAAGAAAAACAACACCGACAACGAGAAGUUUAAGAAAACUCCCUUCUUUCUUUGUGUUAAUUUGUUUCUUUCGGUGAGACGAGUUAUACCGAUAAUAACACCGGCUCCUUUCUCCCUUUUGAGCGAAGGGUCAAUGAAAAAAUCUACCUGGAGGACUUUGCUAUCCCGCCACCUGUUCUGAACUACAGCUCCCAUGAACACUUUGGGGCUUCUCGGCCAAUGGGGAGCCAGCGUGCUCCCACCCCUAUUUAUUACUAUUAUUACUACUGUAGCUUAACCGUGUGAGAGCCAAAUGUGUGACACUAAAAACAAGUACUUAAAAAAAAAGGGAGAUUAGAAAGUUAAAAACAAAACAUAUCAGAAGAGGGGCACCUAAAUGACUAAAUGGCCGUCAAUAUUAUUGCUAUAUCAUUACUAUUGUGGUACUGACCGGCUGCUCGUACACACAUUAAGCGUCUGAAUGGAAAUGAUGAAUGGGGCAGUAGUGAAAUCACUGCAAUAAGAGGAUCGAUCUAUCAAGGCUGAUAACCUUUGGGCGGUAUUUUCGUGGUGCAAAAAGAGYGCAGGUUUGUGCAAAAAUGACUGUAAACCUCGAAAUAAUCAGGCAGGGCGAUAUAAUUCGAAACUUUUCUUCGACAAUGUGCAUUAUUAAGGAGACGAUUGAACUAGAGUUUAGUUUACUGAGUAAUGCCUGUGCAGACCUGAUGAAACGUUUCAACUUAAAUCACACUGCCUGACGAUGAAGAGGUUGACAGUAUUACCCCCACAGAUCUGUGCUUUUGUCAAUAUUCCCCUCCUAACUUAAUAUCUUGUAUGUUUUCCCCGGUUUGAAUGUUACCUUACCUGUAGAGCUAGGAAUAACUUAUAUUUAAGGUAACUGAAAGUGUUUGGCAUCCAAGUCAUUUGUUUCCUUGUUCCUUCCCGACCCAUAACGGUGUUCCUGAACGAUGCACACACUUUAUGGUCCUAUGGUAUUGCCUUUCAAAAAAAUAUAUAUUUCUCAUGAUGAUAUCGCUAACUAUAUCACAGCCUGAUUGGAUUAUUGUGUAGAGUCUAAUAGUAGACACGGAGAGGUAUGACUAGUUGUGGUUUGCUCAGAGAAUAUAAGGCUGCGUUUAGACAGGCAGCCCRAUUCUGAUAUAUUUUUUACCAAUUUGUCUUUUAAUCAGUUCAGCUCUGAAAAAGAUCUGAUGUGAAAGAUCUGAUGUGAUUAGUCAACAGUGAAAUUAGUGGAAAGAAUAUCAGAAUUGGGGUGCCUGACUAAAUGAAGCCCUAAAGUCCUGCAUACAUACAUACAUACAGGUAAUUGCCAAAAUAAUGGGAACUUGAGUAAAUGACGGAUAUAAAGUAUAUUAAAAGCAGAUGCUUCCACACAGGUGUAGUUCUUGAGUUAAUUAAGCAAUUAACAUCCCAGCAUGCUUAGGCUCAUGUAUAGAAAUGCUUGGCAGGCCAUUAUUUGUGCGACCUACCAUGGCCCCCAUAGAAUGACAAUACCAUCCACACGGCAUGAAUGGCCAUGAAAUGGCUUGAUGAGCAUGGAAAACGAUGUAAACCAUAUGCCAUGGCCGUCUGUCACUAGAUCUCAAACCCAAUUGAACACUUGUGGGAGAUUCUGGAGCGGUGCCUGAGACCGCGUUUUCCACCACCAUCAACAAAACAUCAAAUGAUGGAUUCGGGUUGCAUCCCUCUAAUAUAGUUCCAGACACAAUCUAUGCUUAGGCACAUUGAAGCUGUUCUGGCUCGUGUUGGCCCACUGCCCUAUGAAGACACUUUAUGUUGGUGUUUCCUUUAUACUGGCAGUUACCUGUACAUACAUACAUACAAACAAGUACCUUUAUAUUCACUGUUCUCUAAUAAACCCCUCAACUUGA
This is a messenger RNA of Salvelinus sp. IW2-2015, 3486 nucleotides long. Its product is annotated as catenin alpha-2. Gene Ontology annotation, cellular component: catenin complex; adherens junction. The record is from RefSeq and is a predicted model, not a curated record. Gene Ontology annotation, molecular function: beta-catenin binding; cadherin binding; actin filament binding. Gene Ontology annotation, biological process: cell migration; cell-cell adhesion. Lineage: Eukaryota; Metazoa; Chordata; Actinopteri; Salmoniformes; Salmonidae.